This is a messenger RNA of Juglans microcarpa x Juglans regia, 792 nucleotides long. RefSeq lists its product as uncharacterized. Bases 1 to 792 code for a protein of 263 amino acids. The transcript has 2 exons. The record is from RefSeq and is a predicted model, not a curated record. Lineage: Eukaryota; Viridiplantae; Streptophyta; Magnoliopsida; Fagales; Juglandaceae.
AUGACUGCAGUGAUUAGGAUGCUAGCAUAUGGGGUCACCGCAGAUCUAACGGACAAGUACAUAAGAAUCGGAGAAAGCACCGCACGACAAAGCAUGAAGAAAUUUGUUAAGGCAAUUGUCUCAAUUUUUGGGGGUGAGUAUUUGAUAUCUCCAAACAGCAGUGAUAUAGUGAGGUUACUAGAUGCAGACAAAGAUGUGGAUUCCCAACAUGCUUUUUUUGGUUUACCUAGGUCGCAUAACGAUAUCAGCUUACUUGAUCGAUCUUCUAUUUUUGCUGCGUUGGCUGAAGGUCGUGCUCCUCUGUGCAAUUACACAAUCAAUGGUCAUGAAUAUACAUUGGGAUAUUAUCUUACAAAUGGUAUAUAUCCUUCGUGGGCAACAUUAGUGAAAACAAUUCCAUCUCCUCAGGGAAAUAAGAAAAAACACUUUGCUGCUUGCCAAGAGUCUACAAGGAAAGAUGUGGAGCGUGCAUUCGGAGUACUCCAAGGCAGAUUUGCAAUUGUACAUAGACCUGCGAGGUUUUUUCGUCCUGAAGUACUAAAAGACAUUCUAUACGCAUGCAUUAUCUUACAUAAUAUGAUCGUUGAAGAAGAGUGUCAUCUAUAUCUCAGGGCUGAGCAAUUCAUUUAUGAACAGACGGAAGAGACUCCAAAUGAGCCAAUUUUGCAUGAUAAUAUACUUGAAUUCAUGGAGUUCAUUGCACAAUAUCAUCGAAUUAGAGAUAGAGGCACUCAUAGUCAACUCCAGGCCGACCUUAUCGAUCAUAUAUGGAAUAUUCAUGGCCGUACCUAA